UUUUAAAUUUGAUCGGAUGUUAAAUACAUAAAAAAAUUACAAAAGGGAAUUUGUGGGUGUCAGUUCAGUCAGUCUUCAAAAGCAAAGCAAAGUUUUAAUUUUUUCAUUUCUUGAAAAGUAUACAUUAACUCGACUUCUCAACGCGGCGAGCGAUAUCAGCAGUAACAAAACAAGAAGAAAAUAAGAGAAAAACUUUGUGCAGGAAUUAUUUUCUGCAUGAUAUGCAAUGCCGAUUGAAAUGAAAAAGUAAAGCAUCAAUUGCCGAAUUACGAACAAAGGAAAUUGCAAUCUUGCCAAGUUUCAAUUUUAUUAUUAUCUGCUUUGUGCAUCAGCUAUUGAAAAUAAACUUUGGUUUUCAUCAUGGCAAUGUCAAAAGUGAUUCGGGUUUUGGAAAAAUCCAUAGCUCCAUCGCCGCAUAGCGUUCUGAUGGAGUAUCGCAAUAAAAACGAAAGCAUCCUCUUUGAGUCACAUGCCGUUGCCCUGUUGUCGUCCCAAGAGUCGGAGAUAAUUCGCAAACAAUACACAAAAGUGUGCGAUGCCUAUGGUUGCCUCGGCGUGCUUCAGCUGAAUGCUGGCGAGAGCACUCUGUUGUUUUUAGUUCUGGUCACUGGCUGUGUCUCGAUGGGUAAGAUUGGAGACGUGGAAGUGUUUCGCAUACAACAGACGCAGUUUGUAUCGUUACAAAAUGCUGCUCCAAAUGAAGAUCGGAUUUCGGAGGUGCGGAAAUUACUUAACUCUGGAACGUUUUACUUUGCCCAUACGAAUCAGUCGGCGACCAGGGCUACAAAGUUUGACAUAACACUGUGUGCCCAGAGACGCUUCCAAACGGGCGAAACUGAUAACCGUUUCUUCUGGAAUCGUAUGAUGCACAUACAUAUGCUACGUUUUAGUAUUGAUUGCCAGUCCUGGCUUUUGAAAGUGAUGUGUGGUUCGGUGGAGGUGCGAACUGUUUACAUAGGGGCAAAACAGGCAAGGGCGGCAAUAAUAUCGCGUUUAAGCUGCGAACGAGCUGGUACUCGUUUCAAUGUGAGAGGCAUAAACGACGAAGGACAUGUGGCAAAUUUUAUUGAAACCGAGCAGGUUAUUUACGUGGACAAUGAUGUGACGAGCUAUGUGCAGACACGCGGCUCGGUUCCACUUUUUUGGGAACAACCUGGCGUUCAAGUUGGCUCUCACAAAGUUAAGCUUUCGCGAGGAUUUGAGACCUCGGCGGCUGCUUUUGAUCGCCACAUGUCUUUGAUGAAACAACGAUAUGGUUAUCAGGCCAUUAUCAAUCUUCUGGGCACCUCAUUGGUUGGCAGCAAAGAAGGCGAGGCCAUGCUCAGCAAUGAAUUCCAGCGCCAUCAUGGAAUGUCUGCCCAUAAGGAUGUACCACACAUCAUAUUUGAUUAUCAUCAGGAGUGUCGUGGUGGAAAUUUUGCUGCUCUGUCUAAGCUAAAAGAACGUAUAACCGCUUGCGGCAUAAACUAUGGCAUAUUUUAUGCUGCCGCCGGAAAAGUUGUUCGCGAACAAUUCGGAGUUAUACGAACCAACUGUUUAGAUUGUCUGGAUCGUACAAAUUGUGUACAAACAUUCCUGGGAUUGGAUACAUUGAAUAUACAACUAGAGGCUUUGGGUUUUGGCGAAAAGAAAAACUUUACACGAUUCGAGGAGAUAUUCAAACAAAUGUGGAUAAACAAUGGCAAUGAGGUCAGUAAAAUCUAUGCCGGCACUGGAGCUAUUCAGGGUUCGUCAAAACUAAUGGAUGGUGCCCGAUCAGCUGCCCGUACCAUUCAAAACAAUUUACUGGAUAAUUCCAAGCAGGAAGCCAUUGAUAUACUUUUGGUGGGCUCAACGCUUAGUUCCGAGUUGGCCGAUCGGGCAAGAAUCCUAUUGCCUUCCAAUAUGCUGCAUGCCCCCACUACGGUUUUGCGCGAAAUGUGUAAACGCUACAAUGAAUAUGUCCAGCCCCAGACUGUGCGCGUAGCUGUGGGAACGUACAACGUAAACGGUGGCAAACAUUUUCGCAGUAUUGUCUUUAAGGACACCCUUUCAGAUUGGCUGCUUGAUUGUCACGCCUUAGCACGCUCAAAAGCAUUAGUCGAUGUCAAUAAUCCAUCGGAGAAUGCUGGCAAACCUGUUGAUAUAUUUGCCAUUGGCUUUGAGGAAAUUGUCGAUUUAAAUGCCAGCAACAUUAUGGCGGCUAGUACGGAAAAUGCCAAACUCUGGGCCGAAGAACUACAAAAAACCAUAUCGCGAGACAAUGACUAUGUGUUGUUAACCUAUCAGCAACUUGUGGGCGUUUGCCUGUACAUCUACAUACGACCCGAACACGCUUCGUAUAUUCGAGAUGUGGCCAUUGAUUGCGUGAAGACAGGUUUAGGUGGAGCAACUGGCAAUAAGGGAGCAUGUGCUAUACGUUUUGUAUUCCACGGCACCUCAAUGUGCUUUGUGUGUGCCCACUUUGCAGCCGGACAAAGCCAGGUGGCCGAACGUAAUGCCGACUAUGCGGAAAUUACUCGUAAAUUGGCUUUCCCCAUGGGUCGUACUCUGAAAUCGCAUGACUGGGUAUUCUGGUGCGGAGAUUUCAACUAUCGCAUUGAUAUGGAUAAGGAGGAAUUAAAGGAGGCCAUAAAGAAUGGUGAUUUGGCCACUGUACUAGAAAACGAUCAAUUACUGAAGGAACAGGAGACAGGAAAUGUAUUCACCGACUUCCUGGAGGGCGAAAUAACAUUCGAUCCCACGUACAAAUAUGAUGUGUUUAGCGAUGAAUACGAUACAUCGGAAAAGCAAAGAGCUCCUGCCUGGACAGAUCGUGUACUGUGGCGCCGACGUAAGGCCUUGGCAGAGUCAGAUUAUAAUGCCGCCGAAUGGAAUCCCGGCAAACUAAUCCAUUAUGGAAGAUCCGAGCUUAAACAAAGUGAUCAUCGCCCUGUAAUUGCUAUAAUCGAUGCUGAAGUAAUUGUAAUUGAUCCGCGACGCCGAAGGAAAGUGUUCGAAGAGGUCAUAAAAGAUUUGGGUCCUCCAGAUUCCACAAUAGUGGUCCAUGUUCAUGAACCUUCGGCCGAUGAUGAAGGUCCCACAAUUUACGACGAAAAUGUUAUGUCUACCCUAAUUCAAGAGUUGUCGAAGAUGGGUGAAGUGACAUUGGUACGUUAUGUUGAGGAUACCAUGUGGGUAACCUUUCGCGAUGGUGAGUCGGCCCUGAAUGUGGUGGCCAAGGGAGAAACCAGCAUUUGUGGUCUACAUUUGAAAUUUGAAUUGAAGUCACCUGACUGGAUGCGUCACGUGGACAAUGAAAUAGAGUUGUGCACAACGAAUACCAUUCCAUUGUGUGCCAAUCCCCAGGAACAAGCUUCGUUGUUGAACGCUACACCUGAAAUUCCCCAGAGACCAAAACAACCACCAGCAAGACCAGCUCCGGCGCGACCUCCAAUACCAAUGUCACCAAAGAAUUCACCAAGACAUUUGCCACAUGCCGGUGUUAUAAGUGUGGUGCCCGAGAUGUUGCAACCCAAACCGGCCAAACCACCCAUGCCACCACAGCCGCAACAACCGCCACAAUUGCCACCACCACUAAGACCAGUCCCAGUGAAUUCGGUGGUAGAUACUCCAUCUUCUUCGAAGUCGCAAUCGCCAACGGAACAAAAUUCACCACUACACUCCUCAUCGGGCAAGACAUCACCCGUAGGCACGGGAUCGAAUGCCAGUUCAUUGCCGCCAACGCCACCACGUAAUACGCAAAGCAAAAAUGUAACACCCGUAUCAACACCUUCGCGUCAAUCCAAACAGUCAUCGGUUGAUGUGCAGGAUGCUGUUGCUGCUGCGGCCUACAACGAUAGCAAUAUUUAUGAGGAGAUCCAAGAUGACAUACCAGCACCUAGGCAUCCCCCGCCACCAUUUCCUCCCGUGCCCAGUGACAUUGUCAACGAAAGUCCACAACGUCGACCACCAGCCUUGCCGGCAAAUGCACCGAUGGGACCUCCACCACCACUUCCAGUUCGACGCGGACCACCGCCAAUUCCAAAUCGUGUAGGUGGUGCGCCCCCCUUGCCCAAUCGACCGAACAACAAUUGAAUUUCCAGCCGUUGUACUUAAGUGAAAAUUGCAUAUACAAAACAAACAAACAACAAACAAACAGUAAGUAGUAGAGCCUUUGCUUAUAACAACAAAUAUAAAAAGCGAGAGGAAAAUUUAAACAUUCCAAGGAAGUAAAUAAUAUUCCAUUAUCUUCACCAAGAAGAUAAGCUGAAAGAGGUUUGAUAAAAAAAACUUCCUACACCAUUUGCAAUUGCAAUUCAAACAUUAAACUUAACUAUUUAAUGGUCACAGGAACUACCAAGUCAAUAGCUUACUAAUUAACAUGAGGGUCCUCAGGAGUUCCUUACAGAAAAAUAUAAAAAAAAAAAACACACCACCACACAUCACCACUACUACUACUACAACUACACACAAUAUAUGUUAUUGCAAUCUAAAAAAAAAACAGAAAUAAUUUUAAAGAAAAAGUAAACUAGUGCAAAUGACGAUGAAAACUAGCUCAUACCUAAAUACGCUUACACAAGACAAACAUUCUUUUUAUUUUUUGUUGAAGAAGAAGAUGAAGAAUCAAAGUAACAUAGAAUAGAACAAAUUAUCACAUCUCACGUCUAAUACACAUACUCGUAUGUGCUGUUUUACAUCUAAAAAAAUAUAAUAUAAAACAAAAAUAAGAGAUAAACUAAUAUUCUAUUAAACAAUUAAGUUUAUGCUAAAGUAUUAAAUAGCUGUAACAAUUAUAAUAAAAGAUAAACAAAAACUAGUCAAAUGUCCAAUUGGAAUAAAAAAAGCAAAAUAAUA
Molecule: messenger RNA, 4815 nt
Organism: Musca domestica (house fly)
Lineage: Eukaryota; Metazoa; Arthropoda; Insecta; Diptera; Muscidae
Product: synaptojanin-1
Exons: 4
Coding region: 361-4056 (1231 amino acids)
Biological process (GO): synaptic vesicle endocytosis; phosphatidylinositol dephosphorylation
Molecular function (GO): nucleic acid binding; phosphatidylinositol-4,5-bisphosphate 5-phosphatase activity
Source: RefSeq, a predicted model, not a curated record